GGGGAACCGAGGAGGGGAACCGAGGAGGGGAGUCGAGGAGGGGAAAUUUGAGUAUUGAGAAGCCAAUUUAACCGAAGUGAGAAGGACCCAUGGAUGUAUACAGAGGUUGUGAGCACAACACACUGACUUUGAUUUCCUGUAAAUUGAGAGGGGAGGAGCAACACUCACCAUGUGAUCCAGCAACAGAGCAACAGAAAGGAACCCGACACUGAUAUGUUCAGUGAGUUAAGUUUCCAUUUCGAUGGAAGCACAGGCAGGACUGCCUCCAGAUCACCAAAUGAGUGAUUGUGAGGAGGAAAGUGAGGAUGUAGCAGUGUCUCCAGUACCAAGCUGUCUGUCUAUGAACAGUGACGAUUCUAAAGAAAACCCUCCUUACAUCAAUAAUGAACCCAGACCCUUAGACACAAAAGGUCAGUACAGCAGACAGAGAGCAGAGUCUCCAGCACCCAGCUGUCUGUCUAUGAAGAGUGACUUUUCCAAAGAGGCCCCUCCAUACUUCAACAAUGAACCCGGACCCUCAGACUCAAAAGGUCUGUACAACAGAGAGAGAGCAGAGUCUCCAGCCCCCAGCUGUCUGUCUAUGAAGAGUGACUUUUCCAAAGAGGCCCCUCCAUACUUCAGCAAUGAACCCGGACCCUCAGACUCAAAAGGUCUGUACAACAGAGAGAGAGCAGAGUCUCCAGCACCCAGCUGUCUGUCUAUGAAGAGUGACUUUUCCAAAGAAGCACCUCCAUACUUCAGCAAUGAACCCGGACCCUCAGACUCAAAAAAGAGGAAGAGGAGUGGUGUGUCUGUGGAGGAGAUGUUGCCCUGCUGUGCUCUGUGUCAGGACGUCCUGAAGGAUCCGGUCUCUAUCAGCUGUGAACACCGGUUCUGCAGAACGUGCAUCGCCUCAUACUGGGGUCAGUCUGCUUCAUCAGGAGGCUCCUCCUGUCCCCAGUGUGGAAAACAAUCCAGAACAGGUCUUGGACUUCAGACAGCAGAUGGUGGUCUGCAGGACGUUUUAGAUGAACAUAAGAUCAGCCAGAGGAAGAGAUUUGAAUGUGUGACUGAAGGAACUGAUAAAACAGGAAGUCUCACGCCACUUAACAGGAUCUACACUGAGCUCUACAUCACAGAGGGGCAGAGUGAAGAGGUUAAUGCCCAACAUGAGGUGUGGCAGCUUGAGACAGCGUCCAAGAUGGAGACUGCCAAUGACAAUCCUAUCAAGGUACACGACAUCUUUAAAGCCUUAGCUGACAAAGAGGACUACAUCAGAGUGGUUCUGACUGUCGGCGUCGCUGGCAUUGGUAAAACCUUCUCAGUGCAGAAGUUCACUCUGGACUGGGCAGAAGGUUUGGAAAACCAAGAUGUCGAUCUGGUGAUUCUGCUUUCCUUCAGGGAGCUGAACUUGAUCAAAAAUGAGCAGUACAGUCUUCUCAGGCUGAUCCAUGUUUUCCAUCCAACCUUACAGAAGGUCACAGCAGAGCUCCUCGCUGUCUCUAAAGUUUUGUUCAUCUUUGACGGCCUGGAUGAAAGCAGACUUUCUCUGGAUUUCAAAAACAACGAGGUUGUGUCCGAUGUCACGCAGAAGUCAUCAGUCAACGUGCUGUUGACAAAUCUCAUCAGAGGGGAGCUGCUUCCCUCGGCUCUUGUCUGGAUAACUACCCGACCAGCAGCAGCCAAUCAGAUCCCUCCAGUAUUUGUUGACAGAAUAACAGAAGUCAGAGGUUUCACUGACGCCCAGAAGGAAGAGUACUUCAUGAGGAGAUUCAGUGAUGAAGAAACAUGCAAUGUAAUAAUUUCUCACAUCAAGACCUCCAGGAGCCUCCACAUCAUGUGUCUGAUCCCAGUCUUCUGCUGGAUCACUGCUGCAGUUCUGGAGCACAUGUUGACCAUGGACCAGAAAGAGGAACUGCCCAAGACCCUGACUAACAUGUAUGCACACUUCCUGCUGGUUCAGACAAAGAGGAAGAAGCAGAAGUAUGAAGAGGAACAAGAGGAGAGUCCGCAGGAACUGACGAAGGCUGACGUGGAAGUUCUCCUGAAGCUGGGGAGGCUAGCAUUUGAACAUCUGGAGAAAGGCAACAUCAUGUUCUAUGAAGAAGACUUGAAGCAGUGUGGUCUUGAUGUCACAGAGGCCUUGGUGUUCUCCGGAGUUUGUACAGAGAUCUUCAAAAGAGAGAGUGUGAUCUUCAAGAAAGCCGUCUACUGCUUUGUUCAUCUGAGCAUUCAGGAGUUUCUGGCUGCAGUCUACUUGUACCACUGUUACACCAACAAAAACUCAGAGGUACUGGAAGCUUUCUCGGACGAUGAUAAAGAGGAUUAUGAUAGGCUGGACUCCUCUGAUUCUUUAAAAUGUUAUGACAUUAACUCUCCUUUGACAGUGUUCUUGAGUAGAGCCAUGAAAAAAUCUCUAAAGAGUAAAAAUGGCCACCUGGACCUGUUUGUCCGCUUCCUUCAUGGUCUCUCUCUGGAGUCCAACCAGAAGUCCUUAGGAGGCCUGCUGGGUCUGAAACAAAACAGUCCGCAAAUCAUCCAGAGUGUCAUCAACAACCUGAAGGAGACGAACAUGGAGGAAAUCUCCCCCGACCGAAGCAUCAACAUGUUCCACUGUCUGAUGGAGAUGAACGACCAAUCGGUACAUCAGGAUAUACAAGAGUUCCUGAAGUCAGGCAACAGAUCAGAGAAGAUGCUCUCUGAGAUCCACUGCUCAGCGCUGGCCUACAUGCUGCAGAUGUCAGAGGAGGUUCUGGAUGAGUUGGACCUGAAGAAGUACAACACAUCAGACCAGGGACAACUGAGACUGCUGCCAGCUGUCAGGAAGUGCAGGAAGGCUGUACUUCAGAACUCUGGGCUUUCAGACCCUCACUUUGAAGUUGUGGCCUCAGCCCUGAAGUCCGAUCCCUCCCACCUGAAAGAACUGGACCUGAGCAACAACAGUCUGAAGGACUCAGCGGUGGAGCUGCUGUCCACUGGACUGGACAGUCCACACUGUAGACUCCAGAGUCUGAGACUGAGUUCCUGCAGGUUAUCAGAGACCAGCUGUGUUGCUCUGGCCUCUGCUCUGAAGUCCAACCCCCCCCACCUGAGAGAGCUGGAGCUGAGCUACAACCAUAACCUGCAGGAUUCAGGAGUGCAGCUGCUCUGUGACUUUCUGGAGAGUCCACACUGUAGACUGAAGGCUCUGAGGUUGAGUUCUUGCAGUUUGUCAGGGGGCAGCUGUACUUCUCUGGCCUCAGCUCUGAAGUCCAACCCCUCUAAUCUCAGAGAGCUGGACCUGAGAGGAAACAAGCUGCAGGACACGGCAGUAAAGCUGCUCUGUGAUUUUCUACAGAAUCCACACUGUAAACUGGAGACUCUGAGACUGGGGGGCUGCAGCUUGUUGGAGAGCAGCUGUGUUUCUCUGGCCUCAGCUCUGAAGUCCAACCCCUCCCACCUGAGAAAGCUGGACCUGAGGGACAACAAGCUGCAGGAUUCAGCAGUGAAGCUGCUCUGUGAUCUUUUGGAGAGUCCUGACUGUAGCCUGGAGACUCUUAGGUGGAAGUGAUCUCACUGAGGAGUGAGCGAUCAGAAAGGGUGAAGCCUGAGAGGAACGGCUCUCCUGAUGAUCCAGAGAUUGAAGCAUCUCCAGCUCUGACUGAGCAAGGAUACAAGUGGACAUCUCGAGUACCUCGCGUCCGGCAUUAGAAUAAGUCUUUGACCACAUGUGAUCGGAUCUCCCUUCCCAAAAAAUACAUAAUGAAAAGUUGAUUUUGUGAUUUUGUGCUUAAUUUUAGGUUUACUCAUAAACCAUACAUUAUUUCAGAAACCUGCAAUAAUAAAAAAGUGCUUUUUGUACAUCCAUAGUGUCGAUGGAAAGUGACGUGUGUAGCCUAAAUUGUUUGAAUGUUUGUAUACAUUUCAUGAACCUUAAAAUAUAAGGUUAUAGUCUACUGAUGGUGGUAGACAAGUACCGGGAACCUCCAUGCAUCCUGCUUUUCUCGGGUGUAUUGUUAUAGAUUUAGGUGAAAUUCAAUCAAUAAUCAGAGGAGCCCAUUGGGGUAACAAACCCUGGAUCUCUGGAUCCACAUUUGAUACCAUUAUAUAAUUGAUACGUCUGUCUUUUCAAAAUGUUGAUAACGUUUUGAAAUUAAUCAAUCAAUUGCUGAUUUAGUUUAUAUUCUUAGAUACGUUGUUGAUCACUAAAGAAUGUUGUGCUUGCAGUACUUAGUAUAGUAAGACAAUGAAUGUCUCUGCGGACCUACUCUAUUGUUUGACCAAUCCGAACACUAUUUGAAAAAACAUGAUAUCUAACAAAAA
This is a messenger RNA of Gymnodraco acuticeps, 4281 nucleotides long. Its product is annotated as NACHT, LRR and PYD domains-containing protein 12-like. The record is from RefSeq and is a predicted model, not a curated record. The coding region runs from base 242 to 3529 and encodes 1095 amino acids. The transcript is spliced from 13 exons. Gene Ontology annotation, molecular function: protein binding. NCBI's taxonomy places the organism in Eukaryota, Metazoa, Chordata, Actinopteri, Perciformes, Bathydraconidae.